This is a messenger RNA of Solanum dulcamara, 2233 nucleotides long. Its product is annotated as zinc finger BED domain-containing protein RICESLEEPER 4-like. The transcript is spliced from 3 exons. Lineage: Eukaryota; Viridiplantae; Streptophyta; Magnoliopsida; Solanales; Solanaceae. The record is from RefSeq and is a predicted model, not a curated record. The coding region runs from base 168 to 671 and encodes 167 amino acids. Gene Ontology annotation, molecular function: DNA binding.
GAGAAGUCCCAGUAGUCGAACAGCAGCUGGAAAAAAGUCGCAGGUUUAGCGCAAAUUCUUCUAUCAGAGAUGAAACAAGUCGAACAAACGAUAUCAUUGGAAGCUCACCUCUGGCUCUUACUGAGUCUCUUGAUUCAACACCAGAAGGUGAACAACAUUUAGUGACUAUGAAGAGGAAAGCUAUAGAAUCAAGAUCUGCUACUUGGCCGCAUUAUGAUAAGCUCAUAGAAGAUGGAAUUAAUAAAGCAAAGUGCAAGCAUUGUGGUAAAGUUCUCUUAGCUGAUUCAACUAAAAAUGGAAAAAAUGGACUGAAUAAACAUUUGAAAACUUUUCCUAAAAAUCCAAAUAAGGUUAACAAUUUCAAUUUCAAUUACAAACAAUCAAAUUUAAACUUUCCAUUAGAAGGUGAAAUACGUGAUGGGGCAAUUUGGACUUUUGAUCAAGAGGUAUCUCGGAGGGCUUUAGUUGAGAUGUUAAUCCUUGAUAAGCUUCCUUUUUGUUUUGUUGAAAAGGAAGGUUUUAAGAAGUUUAUGAAAGAAAUCCAACCUUUAUUUCGAGUUCCAACCCGUAGAAUAGUGACUAGGGAUUGUUAUGUAGUUUUUGGUGAAGAGAGACAAAAGUUUAUGAAGUAUUUGAAAGAAACAUCACCGAGAGUUUGUCUAACCACAUAAACAUGGACUUAUAUACAGAGAAUAAAUUGUAUUUGACAGUACACUUUAUUGAUAGUGAUUGGCUCUUGCAUAAAUGAAUUUUAAACUUUCAGGUUGUUACUAGUCAUAAGGGUGACGAAAUGGCCCAUUGUAUUAGUAAGUGUUUGCUUGAUUGGAAAUAGGAGAAAAUAAUCACUAUAACUGUAGAUAAUGCUUCUUCUAAUGAUGUCAUGGUGAAAAUUUGUGGAAUGUUGUGAACUAAAAAAUAUAGACAGUAAGAAGUUAUUAUGUUUAGAUGUUUCAACCCGAUGGAAUUCGACCUACUUGAUGUUGGAUGCCGCACAAUAUUUUGAGAGUGCAUUUGACAGGUUUGAUCUUGAAGAUGGUGUAUUGUCAACUUAUCUUGCUAAUCAUAUUUGUGAAGAUGGAAGUGUUGCAGGUAUACUUGAAAGUGAUGAUUGGCAAAAAGUGAGAAAUAUGGUAAUAUUUCUUAAAAGAUUUUAUGAUCUAACUGAGAAGGUUUCAGGUUCACUCUAUGUCACUUCUAAUGGUCACUUUGAAGAUAUAGUUGAGCUUCACAAACAUUUAAGAGAGUGUAUGUAAGAACUCUCCCACGGUGAUAUAAUAUCUUUUCAAGAAAAUGAUACGAAAACCCGCGGUGAAGAGGAAACAGCAUUUUUCCAAAAUUCCGGGGAAAAUGGAGAUUCUCAAUGCAGCAUGCGCUGAAAUCCGCCUAGCUACUUACUACUCUACUUAACUUAAAAUCCAAAAUGAAAUGGCAUUCAAAUUGCACGUUAAGAAGACCCAAGCCUACAUGCACGGGCCCAUCCCACAAAGUCCUACAAAUUCAGACUCGGGCCUGAUAAGCAAAUCGCGCUCAAGUGGUGGAUGACGAAAUAUCUAAUCCUCGUUUUCCCUGUCAAUGAUCCUUAUUUGGAAAAAAUGGGAGAAAAAAUGAAAGAAAAAUUUGUCAAGUAUUGGGGUGCUCCUGAAAAAAUGAAUAAAGUGCUUUUUAUUGCCUCUAUCUUAGAUCUUCGUAACAAACUUGAGUAUGUUGGCGACACACUUGAGGAUAUGUUUGGAGAUAAAAAGGGGAGUGAAAUAAAAUAUGAAAUGGUGAUUUAUAUGAAAUCUCUGUUUGAAGAGUAUGUAGCAAAAUUCUCUAAUGCAUCUUGAUGCUCAUCUUCUCUCUCUUAUUUAUCAGGUCAGACAUUGGAUUUAUCUAUCUCUAACACUAGCACAAAAUCAACAAAAGUGAGAAAUAGGAUCUAAAUGAAGAGUAACAAACAAGAUGGUACAAGUUUGGGUGGUAAGUCGGAGUUGGAAAAGUAUCUUACUGAAGAACAAGAGUCGAAUGAUGAUGAUGACAAUUUUGAUAUCUUGUCGUGGUGGAAAGUUUAUUCUUCUAGAUAUAAAAUUCUUUUCAAGAUGGCUCGUGAUGUGUUGGCAAUUCCAAUUUCUAGUGUGGCAUCAGAAUGUCCCUUUAGCACCGAGGGCCAUAUUUUUGAUUCAUUUAGGAGUUCUUUGACUCCGAAAUUGGUGCAAGUUGUUAUUUGUCUUCAAAAUUAGUGUCAAAAUGAGCC